Drechmeria coniospora is the source of this 1353-nucleotide messenger RNA. RefSeq lists its product as uncharacterized. Lineage: Eukaryota; Fungi; Ascomycota; Sordariomycetes; Hypocreales; Ophiocordycipitaceae. The record is from RefSeq and is a predicted model, not a curated record. The transcript is spliced from 2 exons. The coding region runs from base 1 to 1353 and encodes 450 amino acids.
AUGCCGGAGAGGACCGAGGUCGCGACGGCCCGCCUUGCCAUUCAUCUCGCGGCACCUCCAAACUGGUCCUUCGUUGGCGGAGACACCAUCAUCGGCACGGUGGUGCGGCAGAGCCAUCUUGUCUGCGCCGACGCCACCGUGGCCAUCAAGCUCGUCGGCCGGGCGAAGAGCAAGAUCGUGGUUCACCAAAACAAUAAUCGAUACGAGUACCGCGGACGCUUCCACUUCUUCGGCGGGGCCGCUGCCGCCGACGUCGAGCGCACCAUCCACCGAGGCCCGAUUCACGUCCCCCCCGGCGGCGACGCCCUCGCCUGGCCCUUUUCCAUCAAGAUCCCGACGUCGCCGAUGAUGUCUCCCGUGUCCGGCUCGAUGCGCCGCUGCAGCCUUCUUCCCAUGACGGCCGAGGACCUGGCUCGACACAUGCUGCCGGGCACCUUUCGGUCCGAAGGCACCGGCUUCAGCAGGCGCUCCGAGUGCUACGUCGAGUACUACCUCGAGGCCAGCUUGCAUCGUGGCCACGGCCGCGGCCACGGUAGCUCGGCCGAGGUCAUGGCUACCUUGCCCGUCCUCAUGAGGCACCCGUCCACGGACCAGCCGGUGACGAAUCAUCGCCUGCUUCGAAAGAGCUGGCCGCGGACCGUCCAAUCCCACCGUCUGCUCCCUGGCCAAGAAUCUGGCCAGCUGAGCUUCAAGCAGAAGAGUCAAAAGUUCUUUGGCUCGUCGAAGGUGCCCAGACUUGACUUUGACUUGCAAGUGACGGUGCCGCAGAUCGUUCAGCUCGAUCACCCGGUCACCAUUCCCAUCCAGCUCCUUGCCAUUCCCAAAGCAGGCACCAGUGCCGGCAGCGUCGAGCUGAACCACGUCACCCACCAAGUAACCCUAUCCUCCAUCAAGCUUACUCUCCGCUCAACCACCACCGCGAUCGCGCCUGGUACCUGGCCAAGCAGAUCCCACAGGGACGAACGCAGCGUGAGUCGCGACCUCGGUUUGGAACGGGCAACACAGCGACCCGAGGAGCCGAUUGUGGUCCCGUUCGGGCCGGGAGACGGACCCAUCGACACCAUCUACCCUAGCUUUACCACAUACAACGUGAAACACACGAAUAGCUGGAAAUGGACUGUAGUCUAUUCGGUGGCGGGCGAGACGAUGAAGCUACUCUUCGACAUGCCCGUUACCAUCCUGCCCCCUCCAGAGAGCCGACUACGAUGGGCAGAACCACGACAGGUUGCCAUCGCGCCGCCGGAGGAACCUCCGCCUCCCUUCGAGCCUAGCCUUGCAGACGACAGCAAGGCGGCAGGCUUGAACAAGGACGCGAAGAAGCUGGAGACCGACGUUGGCAUGGAUGGCGAGUAG